ACUUUUUCGGUUUUCAUGAUUGCUGCAGGUAGUUCAAAGUCCAACUUGCGAUCCACCUGUGUUGGAGGUCUCUGCUUUGGCUUCUUCUUUCUAACCUACAAUAGUUCAACUUCCAUUUUCCAAUGUCCAAAGCUCAUCACAGUCAACUAAGCCAAGAUCGUAUGCUCGGUCAGCUCUCACAAUGUGAGUACACCUUUUCAAAAUGUCGUCUACUGUCCACUAUGUGCGAUGCUGAACUAGAGAACUACAAAAACCUGUCGACGCAGAUCGCCAGCGACAUAGAGAAAGCCAAGGAGGAGAUAGAAACGACCAAGACCAAGUUCAAGGAAGCGAAAACUAUUCGCAAGAACCGGGUCGAGUAUGAAGUGCUGGCGAAAAUCAUCAACGAGCAGCCUGAUAGAAAGCAGACUUGUGAAGUUCUGUCGCAGAUUCAGAAAGAACUCAGAAAUUGGAAUAAAACUUCUACGGGGGUGCUGGGUGUUACCGAUCAAAGAGUAAAAAUUAAAAAACUGGCUGUGGCCACGCUGUGGCUGUGGGCUGCCUGA
Messenger RNA from Nilaparvata lugens (brown planthopper), 545 nucleotides. Its product is annotated as THO complex subunit 7 homolog. The coding region runs from base 123 to 545 and encodes 140 amino acids. The transcript has 3 exons. Gene Ontology annotation, biological process: mRNA processing. Gene Ontology annotation, cellular component: THO complex part of transcription export complex. NCBI's taxonomy places the organism in Eukaryota, Metazoa, Arthropoda, Insecta, Hemiptera, Delphacidae. The record is from RefSeq and is a predicted model, not a curated record.